AUGAAUGAUGGAUAUUCAGUUGAUGUGGAGCUUAAACUUUCUAAUCAGAUCAAUGGUUCUAGUUUCAGAGGUGAACUUUUACUUAAUAGUGGAGAAUUAAAACAAAUUCUUAAUCAUCUUCAAAAAUUAGAUUUAUAUACUUUUGAAUUAUCCCCAGAACCACUAAAUACUCGCACAUAUAAGAAUCUUCGUAAAAAGAAUGUUAAUGGGAUAAAGAAUGAUAAUAAGAGGCUAAAAAGUUCUCGUCCAUCAUAUUCACGCGAGCUGAAAGCACUUUUAGGAGAUGAUAUACACAAAUAUAAUAUUAUAUCUGAAAGUCGUUCUAGCCAUCUAGGUUCAACUACAGUUCAAUCAUACGAAGAGAGCGUAAGAAAACUUCCGGAUUGGGCUAAAAGAUUUCAUAGAGUACUAAAGAUGAUUUCUAUUCAAGAUAUAGUAGCCCCUUUUGUUUCAAAUGUUUCUGUAUCUACUAUAAGCUCUUAUAUGCAAGCAAAUUCCUUAAGUGAUGAAGAAUGUAGUGGGGAUCAUUUAAAAGAGAGUGCAAGACGGUAUUUAGAAUUUCUAAGACGAUGUGAACCUUUGGAUCAAAUAUCAUUACAGAGAAUUCUACAGAAACUUGAAAAUAAUGAAUAUGAAACAACUGCAAGUGUAUUUAAUGAUGUUUAUUCAGUCUGGAUUUGUGGAUUUCGUGCAGAUAAUCCGGGAAGUCCCUUAUGGAUGAAAUCUGUUGAAGCAGCAUUAAAUUUUAAUCUUAAAUUAUGUUGUGAACCACUACAGGACGAUUUCAAUAUGUCUAUUCCCUCUAUAAAAAAUAAAACUUCAUCUUUUUGUGGAAUUAGGCCAAACUCUAAAGAUAUAAAUUUGGAACCACCUAGGAAAAUACCUAAUUUGUUAAAAAGUCCACAUAACGAAUUUAGUCAUCUUAAAUCACGAAUAAAUAAUUCUGAUAAACGGAACUUAAAUUAUUCUACAACAAAUUCAGCAACAAAUAUCCGCAAUAAAGGGAAAACAAAUAAUUUACACUCAUCUAUACGUUCUAAAAGUAUAACAGAUACUGAGAGACAAGAAUUUCAAUCUUUACUCAGUCAACUAUCUCAAAAUAAUCAUGUUGACUUAUUUAAUUCAUUUUCAGAAACUGCUCACUGGAGAGAAGUUAAUUCAGGUGAAGUUGAAUUAGAUGACCAAUUAACACCACCAAAUGUAUUUAGAGAUAUGAUUUUAUGGUGUAAGAAUAAAUUAAAUAUUCCAUUAUCAAGUGAAGGUCCAUCUGGAAAAUUAGGUAAAAGUACUCGUUAUGGGAGUACUGUCAACUCUACAAGUUCAUCUACUAAAAAGUUGCGACAGGGAAUAUUAAAACCUCAUAGUAAAAAAUCACAGCUUUCAGCAAAACAAUUCUUUUCAACAGGAAGAGCUUUUAACUCACAAUCUUCUGGAAGUGAAGAUGAGGAUGAGGAUGAGGAUGAACCAUUACGUGAGAAUAUUUCGAUAUCUGAGAAGUGGAGAUCUAUUGUAUCUUCAGAUGAAUCUGAUAGUGAGCCUGAACUUACAAGUUUUUAUCCACAUUUUGGCUCAAAAUAA
This is a messenger RNA of Cryptosporidium muris RN66, 1578 nucleotides long. RefSeq lists its product as uncharacterized. The transcript has a single exon. Bases 1 to 1578 code for a protein of 525 amino acids. Lineage: Eukaryota; Apicomplexa; Conoidasida; Eucoccidiorida; Cryptosporidiidae. The record is from RefSeq and is a predicted model, not a curated record.